UUGCUGGAUCUUGGAAGAAGAAAACAAUAUCCGGUUGCUGAUUUGUUUAAUGCAAGGUGAACGCGAAAACAGCUGGAUCUGGGGAGGGGACGGGCUGCCAGAGCUCGUGCCAUUUGCUCCAAACAAGGGUUGACCGGCGCGCAAAGCAAAUCCAUUCGCGCCCCCGCAGCGUUGGAACGCCAAGAUUGAAUAGAUGGUGGUGGUGGACAAAGAAAGCUUAGUGCCUGGUGGCGGCGGCAUCUGAUUCUGAUUUCUGGAGACUCCCUCCUUUUUUUUAGCAGUAUUCAAGGAGGAGGGGUGGCUAGAUCUGCUGUAGCGGAUGCCAACAGAAAUGGACAAGGAAAGAGGUGCCAGCGCAUAAGGAGAAAGGGGCAGAUGGACUCUGAAGACAAGAUACACGACCACUUGGAGAUCACGUCUAAAUGCGACCAUGAAGUGCUUCUUAAAAAUGAAAAAGAAUUCAAGCCGAUUUACGUGCCAAUGUCAUUUCUAAAGGCGAUCACGAAAAACUUCUCUGAUACUCUGGAAAUCGGCACUGGCGGGUUCGCAGUGGUUUACAAGGGACUGCUUAAAAGAGGUGGAACCGUAGCCGUGAAGAAGCUACUGAAUACAAUUUGUAUGGAUGAUAGUCAAUUUCAAAAGGAGGUUAGUUGUCUGAUGAGGGUGAGACACAAAAAUAUAGUGCGGUUUCUGGGUUACUGUGCUGAUACACAGGGGAAAAUGGAAAGCUACAAGGGAAAGCUUAUCCUGGCAGAUGAGAGACAGAGGUUUCUCUGCUUUGAAUACCUUCCUAAUGGAAGCCUUGAAAAGUAUAUCAAUGAUGCGUCUGGUGGCCUAGAGUGGAAUAAACGCUUUAAAAUUAUCAAAGGAAUUUGUGAGGGCCUACAAUAUCUUCACGAGAACAAUAUUGUUCACUUGGAUCUCAAGCCUCCCAAUAUACUGCUCAACGAUAACAUGGUCCCGAAAAUAUCUGAUUUUGGUCUCUCAAGGUGUUUCGAAGAAAUGCAAAGUCGAACUAUGACGUCAACACUAGUUGGAUCCGUUGGAUAUUUGGCACCAGAAUUCUUUAGUGGACAGGUUUCAAAAAAGUUGGAUAUAUAUAGCCUUGGUGUUGUAAUCGCGGAGAUGCUGACUGGGCAACAAGGACAUUGCCCAGUUGAAAAUGUGCUUGAAUGCUGGAGACAACGAUUUGGAGAAUCAUCCCCAGACACAGAUAAGCUGUUGGAACAAGUAAGAGUAUGUGCUAAGAUAAGAAUGAGCUGUGGGAACCUUGACCCAGAAAAGAGACCAGAUAUACAACAGAUCACCGCAAUACUCAGUGAGCCGUCUGACUCUGAUGAGUUUCCGGAGGUCGACUUCGAGGAGGUUUUCUCAUCUUUUGUGAGACAGCAGCAGCAGCACAAUGGAAGCAUGCAAACAAAGAGAUCCAAGCACUCAUGGUGGUGGGACUCCCAUAUUAGUUCCAAAAGCAGCAAAUGGUUGUCUGACAAUGUAGAAGAGAUGGAGCAGCAGAUUAAGAUAUGCUUAAGUACAUUGACGAUUGUGGCGAUUCUCUUGCAAUAAGGGCCGAGAUGUAUUACAAAAGACGACCUUUGCUUAUUAAGCAGGAGCAUUCAGAUAUCAUCACCGCAGUCUGAUGGCCUUGGUAUAUUGAUGUCUGAUUCUGAGGCAGAGUCUAAUGACUCAGAUGGAAAAAAUAAACUAGGGGCCCUGUGAAGAAAGGGUCAAAUUUUAGGGUCAAGACACAACCUUGGCAACUAAACAUUAUGGACCCUAAAUUGCACGCUGUGGCCAUUAGAGUGAGAAGUUCAAGUAGUGCCGUUAGCUCCAGGGAGUUGGCAAGGACUAGCGUGGUUGCGUUUUUUCAUACUUUGACAAUUAUUAAGCAUUCCGAAAUUUUAGGAGUCUACUCGUAAUAAUUCAUGUAUUACAAGAAACAAUUUAAUUGUGAUUUUUUUUACUUCUUUUCAGAAGAUGGUUCUUUUCAAUGGAGAACUUGAAAAGCUGUAUCGCUUAAACCUACACUCUUGUGCGUCUAGCAGCUUUGGAACUUGGAAGCACCGACAUGAAGUCUAUGACAUCAUAAAUAUAAAUUUUUGAAUUGUUUGCGUAGAGUCUAUGACAUCAUCAAACUAGGGGUCUAGCAGCUUAGAGGCUUCUGAUCUGGAUUUAGGUGGCUUGGGUAUACCUAACUUAGAUUAUCUCCAGCAGCUUACCUAUCCGCGCACAUUCUCAUAUUCAAACUUCACUUUAGUCUGCACUUGAAAACAAUGUUUUGAAUAA
Zea mays is the source of this 2283-nucleotide messenger RNA. Its product is annotated as putative receptor-like protein kinase. The coding region runs from base 376 to 1563 and encodes 395 amino acids. The transcript is spliced from 10 exons. The record is from RefSeq and is a predicted model, not a curated record. Gene Ontology annotation, biological process: protein phosphorylation. Lineage: Eukaryota; Viridiplantae; Streptophyta; Magnoliopsida; Poales; Poaceae. Gene Ontology annotation, molecular function: protein kinase activity; ATP binding; actin binding.